AAUAAUUAUUCAAUAAUCGAGAUUUCAGAUUAGUGCUUCAGUAGUCGUGACCAUUAAGAAUUUCGGGCUUGGCUAAACUUAAUUUCUUAUUUUUUCUUAUUUUUUAAUGUGUUACUGUUUCUUAUUGUUACCUAUCUAGUUUCGUAAAUUUGCGUCCGAAAUAUAAAACCAAAUUUCAUUGUCCUGGGUAUUUUCCCGAGUAUCUUCAGUUUUAGUUGUAUGUGACAUGUCCGUUUUGAAAUUAUAGUAGGUUAAAGUACUUGAGAUGUCUGAUGAUAUACCACCUCUGAUACCCGAAACUCCACCUCCCAUGACCAAAUUGGACUGGGAAGAUGAUGAGGAUUUUAUGGACUAUCCUCAUCUGGCCUUGGAACUGCCAUCUGAGUCUAGUUUAAGUCCAGAUGGUGGGUGGAAUCCUAUUGACGAAUUAUCACUUCCUUAUGAUGGUGAUGUCGUUCACGAAACAGUGGUUUGUAUUGAACCAAACACCAAUGAAAGUUUGUUGAAACGGCCAUCAAGUAUUGCAAAUAAUGACCUAUCUAUGGAAUCAUCAUUAUCUGAACAAGAGCCUAGUUUACAUCAAAACAAUUUAUCCAUAUGGAAAGAUAAAAAAGAUGUGCCUUGGGAAAAUAUAAAGAAAUUAACGUCCAAUGACAGUUGUGAUAAUGUCAAUGAAAUAGACUGUAAUACAGAGAUCAAACAUAAUGAAUCCUCUGAAAAUGUAAUAGAUAAUAAUAGGAAAAUAAUUAAUGAUGACUUGUCUUUAACUUCUGAACAAUUUAUUUGUGACUUAUCAAAUGUAAAAAAUAAUAUAAUACCACAACAUUUACCAAAUUUAGUACUUCAAUUAAAUGACUAUGAAGUAUAUGAAAAUAAUGAGAUUUAUCAACCUAAAACCAAUGCUAAUAAUGAAAAAUCAACUGGUCAAGAUAUCUUGGUUAAUGGUCACUUAGAAUGUGUAGAUGUUGAAGAAUCAUCCAAUCAAACCAACUGUGUUCAAAAUGUUUUAUUAGACAAUUUAAAAAAUGAUGUAAGUGUUACUGAUACGCCUAAUGGUAUGUUUGCAAUGUUAGUUGAUAAUUUAUCAAUUAAUAAUAAUAAUAAUAAUAUUAUGAUUAAAAAUGAUCAAGAAGAGUAUACAGAUGUCUGUGAUUUUGAAACUGAUUUGCCUCAUUCUCUAAAUGUGCCUUUACCAAACAGAACAUCACAAGAACAUCUUGAAAUAAUUGAAGAUCCUCAAACUGUCGAUCAACAUGAUUUUGAUAAAAUACCUUUAGCACAGUUUAAUGACGAACACUGUAAAAUAUUGAAGAAUAUUUCUAUAUUAGUUGAGAAUAAAAUAGAACAAAAUGUAGAAUCAAUUAAUUCUAAUUGUUCAACAUUUCAAUGUAAUGAAAUUAAUGUUGAGCAUAAUUCAGAUUCUGAAUUUGAUGAAUUCUCUGACUUUCAUGUAUUUCCAACUUCAACUACCAAAAAAAAAUCAAUAUGUGAUACUGAUGAUGAUGAUGAUGAUGAUUUUUGUACAUAUGAAACUUGCAGACAAGAUUUUAAUGACACAGCAGAGUUAAAACAUUCCAAUGUUGAACAAGUGAAACGUGUAACCAUUAAUGAUUCAAUAUUGAAAUCUGAGAACCAAAAUAGUAUAAUUAAUAAUGAUGAUGAUGAUGAUGACAAUUUCUGUGAUUUUGAAUCUGGUUACACUACAUCAGGUCUUCAUACAAGUGAUCAAGUUAUAGAUUUAAAACAAAGUUGUGCAAUAAUAGAUUCAGAAUCCUGUGUUCAACUUGAUUAUAAACAAUUUUGUAAGGACGCUUUUCAAGGAGAUUAUGAGUUAUGUGAGGAAGCUGAUUUGCAAAACUUAGAUAAUGAGUUAAAUGAGUCUCAAGUUUGGCAGAGUUUAAAAGAUGUAGACUCAAGUCCAGCCCUCAACUAUAAUUGGACCAAAUCCGAAUCAAAUAAUGUUUUUCUUGCUUCACUCUCGAUUGAUUCUAGGAACAUAUUGUAUGGUGCUUCUUGGAACCCAAAAGUCCCUAGAUUCGCCGCAAAUAUGUCUAACAAUCCAUUGGAACCAUUAAAAGCUUCUAACAAUGACACAACUGAUACAAAAAUAUCGCAAUCUUUUUCCAAUGGUCCAAUGCAGGAUACAGUACCGGACCCUGAAUUCGACUGGAAAAGCAGUGGUUUAAUAAAUCCAUUGGACUGUAAUCAUACGUCGCUACUCGAUCUUGAACUCCUUGAUACACUUGCACCAUGCUGUACAAAUGCUCUUCAGCCUCAAACAUGGAAAACAUCUGAGGUUGUGAAAGAAGAAGAUACACCCUUCCAAAGUAGUCCUGAAAGUAUAGAUGUGUUCGAUGAGUUUUUCAGUGCAUCACUACCGUCAUCAUCAGACAAUCAAUCAAUAGACACCAUCGAAAGUCCAAGUUCUCUCGUACCAACAGUGAGUCAUGAAGCACAACAAAUUUUGGAUAAUUUGCCUGAUUUCAAGGUAUUGCAAAAACCUUAUUUAGUAAUAUUAGAAAAAGAAAACAAUUUAUUUCUGAAUUAAUUUUUUUUUAUAAUCAAUAUUAUAUAAGAAUGCUAGAUUCACUGCAACAAGAAAGAAUAUCUUGUAUUUUUUCUUGUUCAAAUCAAGUCCAUUAUGUGCAAUAAGUUAAACUAAUCUGUCCAAAUUGUUUUCAUUUGUAAAUUAAUUUAAAUAAUCAUUUAUCAUUAAUCUAUGUAUUCCUGUUAGUUUAUUGAUUUUAUCAUAAAAAAAAAAUAUCAUUAGUUCCAAUAUUUUUAAGGGAUUUUCAUCUUCACAAUAAUGGGGGUUUUAUUUCGUAGAAAAAUUUGUUUUUAUGUUCUUAACUGUAUUUAUUAAUUGGAUGUUGUCUAAGUUAUAAAAGUUAGAACUUAAUUGAAUUAAAACUAAUGCAUGACAAAAAUUCAUACCUGCUUUAAAUUAAAAAAAUCAUUAGAAAUAUUUAACUACUAAAUAAUAAUUUACUGUAUAGUUUCUAGUCUAUUUGUAGCAUGCAAGACCUUAUUUGGUAUUACAUAGUUACUUAUUCAUUCAAUAUACAGAGUUCUAUAAAUUGUAUUUAAAUUUAAAUAAAAUAUAAGUUACCGUUUUUAAAUUUAGUGGGCGAUUCUAAUUACAUUCAUUUUUUUUUUUAUUAGAAAUAUAUGAUAGCCAAAUCAUUACAUCAUUGUUUUAUAUAAUACAUAAUCAUAUUCUGUAGCAUAUUUUCUGAAAUAUCUGAAUUUCUUCAUAAAUCUAUUAUUCAUUUAAGUCUCAAAAAAUUUGUUGUCAUGAACAUGCAUUUUAAAAAAUACCCUUAGUUAAAUAAAAAACAGAUAAAUAUUGAUAUACCUCAAUCAUUGAAUGAAGUUAUGACUACCUACAAAUUACAGACUGCAUAUCUGGCUAUUAUCUUCUGUUGUACUGAUCAUUGUUUUUUUCUAACUAUUAGGUUAUUAAUUUCCAAGUCUGAUUUUUCAUUAAAAAUUCCGAAAAGUCUACAAUUACUUACUGUUACCAAUAGUUAAUGAUUUGUAUGAUUUCAAUUAGCAAUUAAUUUAUAGAACUCUGUACAAACUGCUCAAAAAAAUAAUAUGGAAUGGCUUAGGCUUAUAGUUGUUGAAUUUGCU
Acyrthosiphon pisum (pea aphid) is the source of this 3633-nucleotide messenger RNA. Its product is annotated as aftiphilin. Gene Ontology annotation, molecular function: clathrin binding. Gene Ontology annotation, biological process: intracellular transport. Gene Ontology annotation, cellular component: trans-Golgi network membrane; AP-1 adaptor complex. The coding region runs from base 266 to 2548 and encodes 760 amino acids. The transcript is spliced from 8 exons. The record is from RefSeq and is a predicted model, not a curated record. NCBI's taxonomy places the organism in Eukaryota, Metazoa, Arthropoda, Insecta, Hemiptera, Aphididae.